AUCCUCACACACACACACACACACACACACACACACACACACACACACACACACACACACAGUGAUUCAGUGGCUUAGUGUUUUAUAGUUUAAAGAUGUUUCAUUGUAACAGAGGAGAUGAAGAGGACAUGACGGUGGUCGUCUAUAAAAUUGCGGAUGAUUUUAGAGGCUACAACACAGAGCUGGAGAAAGCUGAUACCAAGAGUAACCUACAAACUCAACACACAGGACUCAAUACUGUAUGGAGCAGAUGUUUCACACUGACCGCAGUGUGUGUGCUCCUGCUGUGUGUUCUCCUGCUGAGUGCCAUCACAGUGCUGUGGAUCCAAUUCACCAGCCUGAACACAGAAAAUAACCAGUUACAGACCAGUUACAACAACCUGCCUAUAGAGGGAGACCAGUCACAGACCAGUUACAACACCCUGACUAGAGAGAGAGACCAGUUACUGCAGGAGAGAUUAGAACUGCACAGUGCACUAUUAAAACUUGGAUGGAGAUUUUUCAACUCGAGUGUUUACAACAUUUCUACUGAAAUGAAGAGCUGGACUGAGAGCAGAGACUACUGCAGAGAGAGAGGAGCAGACCUGGUGAUCAUAAACAGCAAAGAGGAACAGGAGUUCAUCAGUAAAAUCCUGGGCAGAAGAAAAGCUUGGAUUGGACUGAAUGACAGAGACAGAGAGGGCGAGUGGAAGUGGGUGGACGGUACACCGCUGAACACUGAGUUCUGGGGACAAGGAGAACCCAACGGUGCUGCAAGAGAGGACUGUGUUAUAAUUCGUGAUUACACUGAUCCUGUCUGGAACUGGUCUGAUUAUCCCUGUAGUCGUCAGUUUAUUUGGAUCUGUGAGAAGACAGUCGUUAUCUGAAUUACUGCAUGUGAUUGAAAAGCAGUAAAUAAGUUGAUAUUUUUAUCUGUGUAGGUCAGUGUGUUGUGUCAGUUGCUGAUUACAGGUAAUGAAGUUUGGACAGCAUGUUGUUUGUUUGUUUGUUUAUGCUGUAAGGUCCUACUUAUGUUUAUUACUAUUUACUAUUUUCACUCUUAACUUGUUUGUCAAUAAAUUCUUUAUCAAAUUAAAGUACGAACGAAGAA
Molecule: messenger RNA, 1090 nt
Organism: Ictalurus punctatus (channel catfish)
Lineage: Eukaryota; Metazoa; Chordata; Actinopteri; Siluriformes; Ictaluridae
Product: CD209 antigen-like protein E
Exons: 5
Coding region: 96-866 (256 amino acids)
Source: RefSeq, a predicted model, not a curated record